AUGGGGUGGUGGUGGGCACCCCUGAUGCUGGUGCUGGCCCCUUGGCUCCCUGGAAACCCAGGCGUCCAAGCAGGGAGACAUGGCUUGUGGCAGUGGGUGGCCCUGGCAUCCUGGCUCCCUGGGGUGCACUCCUGCCUGCUUUGCUUUGGGCCUUCCAUUCAGAAGGCACGGCUCUGCCGUGACAUUACUGGGGCCCCCCCCACGGACCCCCGACAUCAACACUGCCUUGAUGCCCUUGUCCAGGCUGCUGUGCAACUCGCUUCUGUCUCCGUGGGGUCGGGGCAGUAUGAGGCACUUGAGGAGAUCAUCAUGGAUGCCCUGCAUUUUCUGGAGAAGCAGAAGGAUAAAAAGCCUUUGGAGGUGUCUCUGCAGGAAGCCGUCAAUGUCAUCUGGAUGAAGCUGAGCCAGCUGGAGGAAGCUCCAGCCUGUGUCCCGCCCUGUGGGUACCAGCCAGCUGCCCGCGUCUUCCAGUGUGCUACCUGCCGCCUCGUGGACUGCCAGUUUCCCCUGGACUGCCCAGUGCAGGAUGUGUGGACCAGCGCAGAUGAAGCCAUCACACUGCACUGCAAUGUGCCCUUUGUGACCCCCCCUGACCUUCCCGUUACCUGGAUGUUUGCCAAGGAUCUGCACACACAGGAUCUGGCACUGUUUGAGGAGCUGCAGGGGAGUGUGGAGGGACCCCUCAGUCUGACCCUCCAGGACCCCACUCCGGGAACCAUCGCCUGUCGCCUGGGGGUCCCUUCUGAGCCCUUAGCCCGCAAGUACUUCUACCUCAAUGUAUCCAGGGGAAGUGUGGAAGCAGAGCAGAUACUCCAGGCUCAGUUCAGAGCUGUGCUGCGCUGGCCCCGUGACAGGACUCCCCUUCACCACGUGGCAUUGCUGGGUCUGGAGGUGGCACUUGGCUCCAUGGCGCUCGUGCUGCUGCUGGUGUAA
Antrostomus carolinensis (chuck-will's-widow) is the source of this 933-nucleotide messenger RNA. It is a transcript of the gene SPACA6, whose product is annotated as sperm acrosome associated 6. Lineage: Eukaryota; Metazoa; Chordata; Aves; Caprimulgiformes; Caprimulgidae. Gene Ontology annotation, biological process: fusion of sperm to egg plasma membrane involved in single fertilization. Bases 1 to 933 code for a protein of 310 amino acids. The record is from RefSeq and is a predicted model, not a curated record. The transcript has 8 exons.